This is a messenger RNA of Rubroshorea leprosula, 963 nucleotides long. Lineage: Eukaryota; Viridiplantae; Streptophyta; Magnoliopsida; Malvales; Dipterocarpaceae. The record is from the annotation of a GenBank genome assembly.
UCGCGGCCAAAUCUCCACCUGCUCUCCGCCACCACCACCCCUCCAUAAUCACCGAAACACCUCCUCUGAAUGCAAACCCCAAUAUUUAAACGCCUCUCCUGCGCUAUACCGCCGACCCCAUUGCUCUUCCCACCAAGUCAGUCUCCCAAAUCUACUUAUUUUACGCCAGAAAAAGCAGGAAAAGAAGCAAAGGACAGUGGAAUCCCAGGAGUAGAAGCCGUGGACUUUAGUAAACACAGGGAGCAGCGCUUACGUUUGUGGUUGCGAAGGUGAUUGUAAUGGUCGUCUUCAGAUUCUUAAUUCGGAAUUUCAAGCUAAACGAGUCAACAUUCUUGGCCUCUCUAAUUCCAAAGAAGGAGAAUGGUGCGGAUCGCUUCAUCGAAGCUCAUCCCAAAUAUACUGUGAGCUUUGAUUCUGUAGUAGACCCUGCUGCUGCCAGAUUGCAAGUUACCUUGGAUGGAAAGCCAAGAAUCGUUGAUGUCCUUGAUUGCAUUGGAAGUGGAGAUAUUGUACCUCAAAAGUGGUAAACACUGAUGAAGAUGGGUGUAUUUGUGAUAAAGGCUUUAGCCUUACUGAAGGCAUGGAGGAUCCAGUCAAAACUAAUGAUCUGUCUUCACUGCUCCAUUACAGUUCCAGAUUUAUUUGAAGAGCUUCACUGAACUGAAGAAAUGGGUAGAUGUCAAGUCCUGUAAAAAUGGUACACUCCAUCUUUGUUUUACAUGAGAGAUGCUGUCGAAGGCAUGGAAUUGCACUUAAGGUAGUUUCUACUUUCUCCUUCAGAAAACUAAGAAGAAUAUGGAAACAACUUGUGAUCAAUAGGCCAAGGCAGUGUAUCAGAAGGGACUGUCACUAGCUGAUAUUGAACGUUUAAAGGUAGUAAAAGUCAUAAAUAAAAUAGGAGUGCAUGUGUUCAUGUGUGUGCCCCAAGCAAGCUGUAUGUUUGAAUAGAAGGCCACUUUUGAU